Mya arenaria is the source of this 1610-nucleotide messenger RNA. RefSeq names its product forkhead box protein fkh-2-like. The coding region runs from base 81 to 1361 and encodes 426 amino acids. Gene Ontology annotation, molecular function: RNA polymerase II cis-regulatory region sequence-specific DNA binding; DNA-binding transcription factor activity, RNA polymerase II-specific. Gene Ontology annotation, biological process: regulation of transcription by RNA polymerase II; cell differentiation; anatomical structure morphogenesis. Lineage: Eukaryota; Metazoa; Mollusca; Bivalvia; Myida; Myidae. The transcript is spliced from 4 exons. The record is from RefSeq and is a predicted model, not a curated record.
CAUCGUUUCAAUUCGCGUAGCAUUUCAAAACAGACAUUCUUCAUUUCUUGACAUCGCUCAUUUUUCAUGUGUUGGUGAAAAUGGAUUUUACCUCCGCUAGGUACACAUUGAGUGAUCAGAAUUCAAAAUACCAGGUUGGAAAUUAUUUUAGUUCGGAACAAGUUUGUGACAACACAAAUUUACCAUAUCCAAAAUACGGAAUAAACACCAUCAGUAGCAGUACCCAUGUCCGCUCGUUCCCAGAAUUCAGUAGCAACAUUGCUGACCACUCUUUCGGAUCAGAAUUGGACAAAGUUGUCAGUGAACAUUGCGACGACCUCGAAGAUGAUAUGGGCGAACCUGAGCCGUUGGUCAGUCACGAACAAAAACUAAAACGCCUUAAUCACGAUAUUCUGGAAAGGAAUUGUGAAAAAUCGAACAACGUCACAAACAAUGCAGGGCUACAAAUGGUGACGUCAGAAUGUGACAAAUACGUCAAUGAAAAUCUGAGACAUACGGACGAGCAAUCCGCGGUGAUGGAGGAGACUAAUUAUAUUGUAAAGCUGGAGAAAAUGUCUCCGGAUACCGGAAGUAAGGAUACGAACAAAGUCACAAGCUCCACGGAGAAAAAGAAACAUGAGUCCAAAAACAAGGACCAGGACCCUAAUAUCAAGCCGCCAUAUUCCUAUGUGGCCCUUAUUGCUAUGGCAAUAAAGGAAUCCGGCGAAAAAAGACUGACCCUUAGUGGAAUAUACCAGUUCAUCACCAACAAAUUCCCGUAUUACGAGAAAAAUAAAAAAGGUUGGCAAAACAGUAUCCGCCAUAACCUCAGUCUGAACGAGUGUUUUGUCAAGGUUCCCCGCGAGGGAGGUGGUGAGCGAAAAGGGAAUUAUUGGACCCUAGAUCCGGCUUUCGAAGAUAUGUUUGAAAAAGGCAACUACCGCCGCCGACGCCGGAUGAAGCGGCCGUAUCGUCCAGCUAUCGCGCUGUCUAAAUCUUUCUUCGGUGAUCCUACACACUGCGCGCUAGGGCAGUUCCCCUUCGCCAAGAACUAUUUCUCACCACCUCCAUAUUCACAGUACUCCCCUUACCACUCGUGGGCCCUCCCGGGGCACAGUCCCACCCCUGGGCCGGGAGCAGUGAACGUGAACUAUAACUCGUGUGGGCAGGGGCGUUCCAUGGGCGCUGGGUCCACCCUUGGAUCAUGUGGAUAUAGCUCUCUCAAUACAGGGUUUCAUCUGGGCGGAGGAACAGGAAGCGGGUAUCCUGGCCAGUUGGGGGAGUAUGGGGCUAUGGCGUCACCAGGGGCGCUCACAUUCUCGUGCAGACAACAGACGGAGCCGUUUAAUCCCGUACAUUAUGCGUACUGGUCGGAUAGGUGACGAUCAGAGACAUUCUAGGAUUUAGUUUUGUAAUGUUAUCCUGAUUAAUCAUAUUUAAUUUAUUGAACGUAACACGUGAUAAUCAGAAUUAGUGCACGAGAGUAAGGCGGUUGAGUAACCAAUGAGAAUGGUAAUAAGAGUCACAGAGAAAUUAGUAUUUAUACGGAUGUUGAUUUGAAUUUCUAUUUCUGAAAUUAUGACUGUGAUGCUGUGACUGAAACCAUUCGUAUGUGAGUAAUACGAAAAUGA